This is a messenger RNA of Entamoeba invadens IP1, 549 nucleotides long. RefSeq lists its product as hypothetical. Lineage: Eukaryota; Evosea; Mastigamoebida; Endamoebidae. The coding region runs from base 1 to 549 and encodes 182 amino acids. The transcript is spliced from 2 exons. The record is from RefSeq and is a predicted model, not a curated record.
AUGCGACCCAGCUUUUACUACUUCCCAUCAACGUAUCUCAACUCGCUCAACCCGAUUAAAACACAAGAACAAACAGCGCCCACAAUUGUCAGAAAAUCCCACGAAAAAGGUGUCGCCUUCCCGCGAUUAUCGAUCAUCGACACACCAAUAAAUAAUUCCCUCCGACAACCACAAGUACGCCGCACAUCCGUCUACUCAUCAGUAGGCCCGCUCUCUGUGUCUCCUAAAGAGAAGACGGAAAAUACCGUUGUCGUCAAGAAUGUGCCCCUCCCAGCACUCGGUAGGGUUUCGGAAGAACUUCGAAAAAAUGGGAGAAUCGAGGCGCUUAACCAACUCCCCAACGGUGAUGUUCGUGUUGUCUUCAACACAUCAGAAAGUGCCCGAAAAGCGAUCUCAUGUGGUCUUGUUUCUACUAGUAACACCGACUUCCACGUGAAUGGAAUCAACACCUUCGGUGAGGAGUAUGGUUGUGGUGAUGUCAUACAGUUCACUGCAAGGAAGAACUUCUCUUUCUGGGAGUUCAUCUUAUCUCUCUUUGGAUUGAAUUAA